This is a messenger RNA of Anopheles cruzii, 568 nucleotides long. RefSeq names its product FMRFamide-related neuropeptides (gene SIFa). The record is from RefSeq and is a predicted model, not a curated record. Bases 1 to 366 code for a protein of 121 amino acids. The transcript has 2 exons. Lineage: Eukaryota; Metazoa; Arthropoda; Insecta; Diptera; Culicidae.
AUGAGAUUUUUGUAUAAAAGAUAUCCGAAAGCCGAGUUUAGGCAUCAGUCAUCUGGUGGCUUGCAAGGAACAUUCAACCAACUUGAGAACUUCCUUCUCCGAGACAAUAAAACCGGUCGAUUUUCCUCUAGUGCAAUGGCUUCAUUCAAAGUACUCGGCAGCCUCAUAGUUGUUCUGCUGGUCGUUCUGGCACUGAGCGGCCACGCUGAGGCCGGCUACCGGAAACCACCGUUCAACGGUAGCAUCUUUGGCAAACGCAGCGGAAACUCGGUUGACUACGAAGGAAACGCCAAGGUUCUCUCGACCAUGUGCGAAAUUGCGGCGGAAGCGUGCCAAAGUUGGUUCACCGGACAAGAACAGAAGUAACUUCCGCGCUGGAGUGUGUCCUCCGUAGACUAACCAAAGACCAAACCCGGGUGUGUGCUUGAGAAAUGUUGUCUGUCGCUAAACUCUGUGGACUUUUGAGGCAUCGUGCAAUAGAUUAACGAUAUGUUUACAUCUAACGUUCUAUUCCGGAAUAAAAUGUUUUGUGAUCAGUACGAUCAGUAAAAGUCAAACACGAAUCAGU